AUGGCCGCAGUUCAAGACCUGGCCGAGCGCGUCAAGGACGCCGUUGUCGGCGGUGAAACCGUCUACAUUGACACUGACGCUGGCGCCGACGACGAGACUGCCGAUGGCACCGAGGCCAAGCCUUACAAGUCUCUCCCCCACGCCUAUAUUCAGAACAUUGACAAGCCCACACCGAAAUACCAGAUCCGCGCCUCGGUGACUGGUCCCGUGGCCGAGGGUGAGGACCCCUCUGUGCGCCUGCAGUGGAAGGACCCCGCCAAGAGCGCCGUCAAAAAGGCCGACAGUGCCGUGACUGCGCACAAGAAGAAGCUCCAGAAGCAGGCGCAGGCCGCUGCCGAGGAGGAGAAGCAAAAGCAGGCCCGUCUGGCCAACCUCGAGGAGGCCAAGAAGAUUGUCCUCAAGGAGGACUCGUCUCUGCCUAAGGCUGUCAAGAUCAAAAUUGGCCGCAAGGAUAUUGAGUUGGGUGAGGGCGACAAGAAGGGCACAAGAGUCAAGGUGCUCGGUCGCAUCCACCGUUUGAGAGCGCAGAAGCAGGCUACCUUUAUUACCCUGGUGGACGGAUACGGCCACCUGCAGUGUGUUCUCCAGGCCGGCGACCUGACCAAGACCUAUGAUGCUCUGACCUUUGCUCAGGGUACUUCCCUGGCUCUGUACGGUGAGAUGCGCAAGCUGCCCGAGGGAGCCACCGCCCCCGAUGGAAGAGAGUUGCUCGUCGACUACUACGAGGUUUUGGGUGCUUCGCCCAGCGACCAAGAUGCCAUUACCAACCGGGUGUCGUCGCAGCAGAACCAGUGGGACCCGCAAAUGCUGGAUCAGCGCCACCUCGUGCUGCGUGGAGACAAUGCUUCUUCUCUCAUGAAGAUCAGAGCUGCCGUCGAGCGUGCUUUCCAAAAGGUCUACGACGACCUCGAGCUGACCAAGGUCUCGCCUCCUGCUCUUGUCCAGACUCAGGUCGAGGGUGGUGCUACUCUUUUCAGCGCCCCUUACUACGACGAGACUGCCUACCUCACUCAGUCGUCUCAGCUCUACCUCGAGACUGUGCUGCCCAGUCUGGGAGACGUCUACUGUAUCGAAAAGUCUUUCCGUGCCGAGAAGUCAUUGACUCGUCGCCACUUGUCCGAGUACACCCACGUCGAGGCUGAGCUGGACUACAUAGAGUUUACCGACCUCCUUGACCACUUGGAGGAGGUCAUUUGCCGCGUCAUUGAUAUAGUGCUCGACAACCCCACCAUUGCCGGUUACCUCAAGGAGCUCAACCCUACUUUCCAGAAGCCUUCGCGCCCCUUCAUGCGCAUGAAGUACACUGACGCCAUUGACUGGCUCAACGCCCAGGAUCCUCCCAUUCCCAACGAGGAGGGCAACCCCCACGUCUUUGGUGACGAUAUUGCAGAGGCCGCCGAGCGCAAGAUGACUGACGCCAUCAACCGACCCAUCUUCCUUACCCACUUCCCCGUCGAGAUCAAGGCCUUUUACAUGAAGAAGGACCCCGCCGACCUGCGGGUGACUGAGAGUGUGGACUGCUUGAUGCCCGGUGUUGGUGAGAUCGUUGGUGGAUCCAUGAGAAUGGAGGGCUACGAUGAGCUGCUCGAGGCAUACAAGAAGCAGGGCAUUGACUCCAAGGACUAUUACUGGUACACUGACCAGAGAAAGUAUGGAACUUCUCCUCACGGUGGAUACGGUCUCGGACUCGAGCGUUUCCUUGCCUGGAUAGCCAACCAGCACACUGUCCGGACAACUUGCUUGUACCCUCGCUUCAUGGGUCGUUGCAAGCCUUAG
This is a messenger RNA of Pestalotiopsis fici W106-1, 1776 nucleotides long. RefSeq lists its product as uncharacterized. Lineage: Eukaryota; Fungi; Ascomycota; Sordariomycetes; Amphisphaeriales; Sporocadaceae. Gene Ontology annotation, cellular component: cytoplasm. The transcript is spliced from 3 exons. The coding region runs from base 1 to 1776 and encodes 591 amino acids. Gene Ontology annotation, molecular function: ATP binding; asparagine-tRNA ligase activity; nucleic acid binding. The record is from RefSeq and is a predicted model, not a curated record. Gene Ontology annotation, biological process: asparaginyl-tRNA aminoacylation.